UCUGUCAAGAGCAAAAAGUUGGUAAACAAACAUCCUGUAGGAAAUCAUAAAUUUUCAGCUUGAUGCGAUAAGUAUGCAAACUGGAGCGUAAAAUAAAGCAAAACUUCUCGCACGAUGUCCGACGAUAAAGCUAUCCCAAAGACGGAUUAUAAGCUUGAGGCCGAUUCCGAGCUACGGUUUGAAAUAGAGAACAAAAACGAAAAAGUCGCCGUUGUGCUGCUCAAUGGACAAGCGGAACUUUUCGGCACGGAAUUGGUCGUGAAAAAACCGUACGAAUUCUUUACUGGCGCAAAGGUAGCCAUUUUCACCUACCAUGGUUGUACGAUCGAGCUACGGGGUAAGCCAGAUGUGGCGUACGUUGCCAAAGAAACACCCAUGGUCAUGUACUUGAAUGCGAACUCGGCCCUAGAACAUCUGCGGAACAAAGCCGAACAAGAGGAUGCACAGGGUCCAAUCGCAAUGGUAGUGGGCCCGACCGACGUAGGAAAGACCACACUAUGCCGCAUAUUCCUAAACUAUGCGGUGCGCCUCGGGAGGCGUCCAAUAUUCGUAGACUUAGAUGUGGGCCAGGGAGGGAUUGCUAUACCCGGUACUAUAGGCGCUUUACUCGUCGAGCGUCCGGCACCGGUAGCGGAAGGUUUCUCUCAACAGGCCCCACUUGUGUACCAUUACGGGCACAGCUCUCCGUCCUCAAACAGUACGUUCUAUGAUGUGCUCAUUUCGAAAUUGGCUGAAACAACGUUGGAACGCUUGCAGGCAAACAAAAGGGCGAAAUCGUCCGGUAUGAUAAUCAACACCUGCGGAUGGGUUAAAAAGUCCGGCUACUCUCAUAUACUGCACACCGUUAAAGCGUUCGAAGUGAGCGCCAUAUUUGUGCUGGAUCAGGAACGUCUGUACAACGAAUUACUGCGGGAUACAAAGGAAACCGUACAGGUGAUAUUUCUGCCGAAAAGUGGCGGAGUUGUCGAACGUACCAAAUCGCAACGCACCGAGGCUAGAGAUCAGCGUAUUAGGGAGUACUUUUACGGCUCGAAAAUGCCAUUCUUCCCACACAGCUUUGAUGUAAAGUUUUCGGAUAUAAAAAUAUUUAAAGUCGGAUCACCACCGUUGCCAGAUUCGUGCUUACCGCUGGGAAUGAAAGCGGAAGACAACUAUACUAAGCUAGUCGCCGUCAUGCCUGGGCCUCAAUUGUUGCACCACAUACUGGCAGUUAGUUUUGCGGAGAGCACCGAAGAGAACGUGAUACAGACGAACGUGGCCGGUUUUAUCUGCGUUACCAAUGUCAACAUGGAGAAACAAGUUCUAACGGUGUUGUCCCCACAACCGCGACCAUUGCCCCAAACUAUACUGCUCGUUUCCGAUCUUCAAUUCAUGGACAGUCAUUAAGGAGCAUUGUAUGUAUUUUAAGCGGACAAAUAAAGCACACAGGUUCACAUGUUCA
This is a messenger RNA of Anopheles funestus (African malaria mosquito), 1441 nucleotides long. It is a transcript of the gene cbc, whose product is annotated as protein CLP1 homolog. The coding region runs from base 115 to 1386 and encodes 423 amino acids. NCBI's taxonomy places the organism in Eukaryota, Metazoa, Arthropoda, Insecta, Diptera, Culicidae. The transcript is spliced from 2 exons. The record is from RefSeq and is a predicted model, not a curated record. Gene Ontology annotation, biological process: tRNA splicing, via endonucleolytic cleavage and ligation. Gene Ontology annotation, cellular component: nucleus; mRNA cleavage factor complex. Gene Ontology annotation, molecular function: polynucleotide 5'-hydroxyl-kinase activity.